UUUUGUUUGUGUUAUUAUAUUAUGUGUGUGCUGUACAUUUGUCGUUGAUCGUUGUAUCGUAAUAUACCCUUUCCACCAAAAAAAAACAAAAUAUCAAAAAAACCUAAACGAAAAAACACUUCAAUCAAAUCAAUUGACCAAUUCAACUUACCUACCUACCUAUCUGGCCUAUUACCCUUUCCUCUCCUGGCCAAUCCAUCGCACUCGCUCUCCCCCUAUUUCUGUCUCACACACACACACACUAUCUGUCCUGCUCUCUUGCUAACAACGAUCAUGCAUAAACCAAAGCUAGCAAAUGCUAUAACUGCUGCCGGUAUUGCCUCAUCUAUAUCAAACAACAACAACAAUAAUAGCAAAUCAAAACGCGCACGUCAAUUUAGCGUUCAACCAGCAGCAACAACAAUUGCAACAAGUGCAACAAGCAACAACGAUUCAACAUUGGCUUCUUUAUCUUUAUCCAAUUCAUCAACAACAUCAUCAUCGCUAAUUGGCGCUUCAAUUGAUUUAGAACAAUACAUCAGCGCCAUGGAGGCCAGAAGACAUGACAACGAACCGGAUGUUUGGGCCCAACUUCAGCAAAAGGAAUCCGACAUAUUGUUGGCAGCCGAAUUGGGAAAAGCUCUACUUGAGAAAAAUGAAGAACUAGUUAAACAGCAGGAAAAACUCAUUGAGGAUUAUUCAACCAAAAUUGAGAAACUUGAGCAAGAGAAACAUGUAUUGCGUCAGAAAUUGUCCAUAGCUGAGGAUGAAAGUGAUCAGCGUGUCCUGGAACUGCAAUCCGAUCUCAAUGAGCUAAAGGAUAAACUGCAAACACAAGAUGCUGCCAUAAGGCAGGCGGAAAAAGAGAAAACCAUUCUCAUCGAUGAGCUGCAGCAUCAAAAUACACGUCUCACGGAGCAAAUACAAGAGGCUCAUGCCACAGAAUUGAAACUAAGCGGACAGAUACAAGAGCUAAAGGAUCAGUAUCAUUAUAGAAAUAGCAGUUUGCAGGAACAUGUCAAUAGCUUAGAGUCUAUUAAGACCGAACUCAACCUCACGACUGGCAAGCGGCAGGAGCUGGAACGUCGCCUACAACAUGCCCAAGAGGAGAAGGAGAAUCUUACCUCAUCACUGGAAGAGGCAUCCGAUAGAAUUCAUAUGCUUGAGCGCCAUGCACGCGAGCAGGAAACAAAAUUAGAGACCACCUUACAAGCAUUGGAACGCUCUUCACGGGAGAAUAAUGUGCUUAGUGAACGUUUGGGGGCGGACGCCAACUCGAGCACGCCGGGCAAAAAGAGUCUGCAAUUUGAAAUGGAAUGUGAUGAGGAUGAUGCCAGCUAUACGGAGACUGGGAAACCCAAUCAAAUGUGGGUGGAGGCACGUUCGGUGUAUAUACAACUCAAAUCCCUGGUGGAUUCGCUAAAAGUGAGCCAUGAUGAUGACUCAGGUCUAAACUCAGACAUAUCUUUGGAUCUGGAAUCCAUGGACAAUACCAUUUCAAGUACGGAACGCAAUGAUAGCGGGCACAUGGCUAUUGAAUUCCGUCAGGGCAUGCUAUCGGCCAUGUCGGAUGAGCUUACACGUUUGCUUCUCAAUCUGGAUGCGGGUAAUUUCAAGAAAAUGUUAGACCAAACACGUAACCUGGUCCUAGAGCAGGAAGAUGAAAUCAAACGUAGCCAUCAGUUGAUACAGCAAUUAGAGGCUAAGGUGACGGUGACAGAUGUCGAGUUGCAGAAUGUGAAAGAGGAACGAGAUCAGGCACGCGGCGAUCUUGUCGAUAAUACCGAUCGCGAUGAGUUGCUCUCGAAAGCGCAAAAAGAACGCGAUGCGGCCAACGAGCGAAGGACCAAGGCCGAGGUGGAAUUGGCCAAAACGCGAGUGGAACUAAUGCAGGCCAAUAGCCAGCUGCUCGAGUCUAUACAACAGAAGGUGGAGCUGUCACAGCAGCUGGAGCAAUGGCAAAUGGAUAUGCAAGAGCUAAUCGAUGAGCAAAUGCGCUCCAAAUUGAUUAAUAAUCGCAAGAGUCUAUCGUCCGAUUUGACGACUCCGUCUCCACCCAGCAGCGCGGCGGCCAAUUUGGCCAAAAGGGUGUCGAGCUAUAAACUCUGGAGUUUAUUUCAGCGGUAGAUGGUUAAAUAUAAAUCUCACAAGACGCUGGAAAAUCUAUGCUACACUUAUAUUUCUAAUGUAGAUUAGAUUUAGGAUCUACUAAUCGACGGACGGACGGAUAGACAGAAAGAUAUAUAUUUUUAAUAUUUAUA
This is a messenger RNA of Drosophila willistoni, 2240 nucleotides long. Its product is annotated as bicaudal D-related protein homolog. NCBI's taxonomy places the organism in Eukaryota, Metazoa, Arthropoda, Insecta, Diptera, Drosophilidae. Bases 274 to 2106 code for a protein of 610 amino acids. The transcript has 6 exons. The record is from RefSeq and is a predicted model, not a curated record.